UAUAAUCACCGCCCUUUGCGCUUCUGCUAAUGCCUCUGUGACUACCGAUUUCGUCGCGCAAGUGGCCGAAAAACUAUCUUCUGGCGAGUUGGCGUGGAGCCGGAGGCAGCUUUAUAUGCUUCACUGCUUAGGGGUUCUCUUGAACUGUCGAGCAACUGAACCCUGCAUGCACAUCAGAGACAAAGUCGCUCUAGUAUCCAAUUUGGUAGCAGGUCUUCAAUUGCCAAGUGAUGAAAUCCGAGGAGAGAUUCUUUUUGUUCUGUACAAACUAUCCCUCCAUGUAUAUACAUCUAAAGAUUGUGUAGGAGCAGAUGUUCUUCAGGCUUUUUGUCCUAGCCUGUUGCGUCUGUCAAUGGAAGCAAUUCUGAAAACCCAAAGAGAUGAUGUACGAUUGAAUGGUGUAGCUUUUUUAAUGCUCUUAGCACAAAAUGGAUUGUUUGGAAAUGGACAUGGUAAUGAAAUAAGCAGUAUGAGAUCCGAUGAAGCAGACAACUUCAUUCAAACAACAGAAGAUGGACUAGAUGAACCCCCAUUGAGCUUGUUGUUUGCUGAGGCCAUCAAAGGCCCACUGCUUUCGUCAGACAGCCAAGUGCAAAUCAGCACACUGCUCCUGAUUUUCCACUACUUGUCAUGUGGAGAUGCUUCCGCCAAACAGAUUCAGAUUUUGGUAGAAGAAAAUAUUGUGGAUUAUUUGUUUGAGAUAUUAAGAUUGUCAGAAUGUAAGGAUCCAGUGGUCUACUCUUGUCUUAAUGUUCUAAAUCUCUUUCCAAGUACUGAGCAGGCCUUCAGACAAAGGCUUGUUAUUGGUUUUCCAACUCUGAUUCCAGUGCUCCGUUUUGUGGCCGAAGUUCCUUUCCACCCUGCUCAACCUCACACACUAAAGCUCAUAAAGAACUGUGUCUCUGAUUGCCCUGGAAUAGCAUCAACCUCUAACAUUGAAGAAUUAGCUCUUAUUUUGUCAAGGAUGCUUGAAAGGCAUAGAGGUGGAGAAAUUGGCAUGAACCCAGAGACAUUCCUAUUGGUUUGUUCUAUCUUUGUUGUUCUUUUGAGAAUCCCAUCUUCUCAAGGCGCUUCAAAUCUGGCAGCAUUACUUCAAGAAUCAUUGAAACAUGCUGUUUUAACUAGUCUUGAGAAAGAUCCAGGUCAACUCUUGCAUUCUUUAUACCUUCUUAAAGAAGCAUAUUCAUACACUAAUGAAGAGUUCACUGCAAACGAGUCUAGCAACUUAGAACUGCGAAAUUGUACUGUGGACAUAUGUACAUCACAUAUAUUACCUUGGUUUGCCAUGGCUAUUAAUGAAAUUGAUGAGGACACUGUCCUGGGUGUAUUAGAAACAUUCCAUUUUAUACUGCUUCAGAAUCCUGACAUCGAAGCAACAGAACUUGCCAAAGUCCUACUUUCAUCCUCUUGGUUCAGUUUGUCAUUCGGGUGUCUAGGAUUAUUUCCUACCGAAAAGAUGAAGUGGAGAGUAUAUCUAAUGCUCAGUUCCCUUGUGGAUAUUCUGUUGGGAAAUCAAGCCGGACAACCUGUUAGAAAUGCUGCUUUAUUUCUUCCAACUGAUCCUAUUGACUUGCUAUUUCUGCUUGGGCAGAAGAACUCCCAUGAUUUAGAUUUGUCUUCUUGUCAAGCUGCAAUUUUGCUGCUUCUACAUGUCAGUUGCCUACAUGAUGACUGGCUUGCAGAUGAGCGGUCGAUUUUAGCUUCUCUGGAGCAAUAUAUUCUUGUUAACAGUGGAGAUAUCUUCUCUGGGGGCAUUGAUUCAUUGACAAUGAUGCAAGUGUUGAAUCUUUAUGGCCUAUGUAGAGGUCUUAAAAAGGUGAACUACGAAGUCUCUCACAGCCCAGAAGCUGAGAGGAUCUUGUUCCAUAUACUGACUGAAAGUGAAUGUGAUUUGCCUUCUGCAAUGAUUCACCCAGUGGCAGUGAUAUGGUUGUUUCAACAAGAGAAAAUCUGCAAGCCAUUAUCUUACCAACUUCUAAAAUUCUGCAGAAGAAAUUGCUCAGAUGGGAACCAAAUUAUCAUCCAUGGGGAUAACAGUCAUAUUAUAGAUGUACAAGUAAUUGCUGAGUUGGUUGUGACAGGAGAUAACUAUGCUGCAAAACUAUUGAUGUGUUUAUUGGUACAGCUUUCUGAGGAAGGAGCCCAAAAGCAUGACAUAGUAGCAGUAGUAAAUCUUAUAGCAACAGUCAUUAACAUCUUUCCAGCUGCCUCAGACCAACUAUGCUUGCAUGGGAUCAGCAACGCAAUCCUAACGGUAGUUUAUUAUAAUUCAAGUCAUUCUUCUUCCUCAGAGUUGCUUGUGGCCAUCUUACUUCUGAUAUGUAAUAUUUUAAGUUCAGUGCACCCUGAAAAACUUUCUGAUGGUGAAUCUUGGCUUGCAUUGUCUACAAAGUUGAUAGACAGCUUAAUUCCUGCAGUUAAAAAGUAUGGCUGGAAUCAGGAAGGUUUACUGUUAGUGGGCAUCCUCUCCCUGAUUUUGCAUCAUUCUUCCAACAAAGUACUCAUUGAAGCUGCAAAAAGCAUAGUUUGUAAUGCUUCCUUGAUCUCUACAAUCAACAGCACAGUCCAGGCUGUCUCUGGGAAGGGGCCUGCUCUAAUCGAGUAUGAUGAAGGAACAAGCUCUGGGGAAAAUCUAAUAUUUUUGCUUUUGUUAUACUACUUCUCUUUAAGAUGCUUACGUGCUGUUCUACCAGAGGUUCUGGACUGGCAAACUUUCCUCAAUUCACCAAAUGUGAUGCAACCUCUUUCUACAAUCAACAUACACUGGCACGAUUUGUGCAGGCUGAUGCAUUUCGGGUCUCCAAUGGUCAAGCUUGUUGCUUCAUCUUGCCUGCUAGAGCUUUUUUCUGGAAUAUCAUAUCAGAAAAAAAGGAAACAUGAGGAGUUACAAUGCUUCAUGGGUCACCUAAUGUCCAUAAUGACCGUCUUAGAAGGUCUGGUAUUUUAUGAUGACAUUAGGGUGGCAAUGAAUUGUUGCCUCUGCUUAUCAAUAAUUUUGGGGUGGGAAGAGCUGGACAUGCAGGAAUCAGGAAUUGCGAGAAGUAAUUGGUACAGGCUAAUUGUGGAGGAAAUGGUAAUGGCUAUGGCAGUUCCAUGCUUAGCAUCAACAUCAUUCAUUAAUUAUCACAAGCCAGCUGUUCAUGUAACUGUUGCAUUGCUAAAACUUCAGAAGGUUCCGGGGUGGAUGAGAACUGUGUUUGAUGACCUUUCCGUAUCUUCUAUAAUUGAAAACCUUAAAAAGGACGUCAGCCCUGAGAUGGUGCUUUUAUUUCGAGCUCUCCUCAAUUCUGGAUUCUUGAAGGCAGAGCACAUAGCCAGUCUUAAUCAUGCGCUCCAGGCAUGCAGAAAACGUAUGUACAACAACAGUGAAGAACAUCUCAUGGACAAGCAUGUUCAGAAGAUUGUCUCCUCAUCAGAUGAUUUGGGAGAAGUUUGUGGCUAUCUCAUUCACUUGAUGAUGUCUCAAUCAUCUUCAGACGCCAAUUCUGGGAACAAAAGACUGUUUGAAGAAACAGAAAUGUUUUUCAGCACUUCAACAGUAGAAGUACAUCAACGGCCUACCGCAACUGUGAAUGUCAUUACCUUGGCUUGCUUGCCAAGGAACUGCAGUUGGACUUGAACUAGAUACUCAAGAGUAGGAAACAAUUUACCAUGGGAAGAAUAAUGAGUCUAUGGCUUGAGGUGGUUUGUUCUGGUGAAGUAGCCUCACCAGUGCACUCAACUCCACAGGAUUACCAGGAUCUACACAAUUGGUAUCUCACCUCCGCGUAUCACAGGCACAUCAUGCCUAAUCCUUGUAUUUACCUCUUAUGACAGUGUCCACGGGAUAUAAAGAAAAACAUCAUUUUGUUUCUCCUUUUAAAUGUAAUUGUGCAGAACUAAUGUUUCGUAAUACAAUGGCUUGUAUCUUAGAAUGUUGCUACAUUUGUUAAGGUCAAUGUCACUAUAAUGCCAAUGCCUAUGCUAUGCUACUGCUACAAUUGUUCAGCAAAUCCACUAACGGAAUUUAAGCAUCACUGUUCCUAACAGCAAUGUGCUGUGGAGAUUAAUACUGAUGU
Messenger RNA from Theobroma umbraticum, 4058 nucleotides. It is a transcript of the gene PRD1, whose product is annotated as putative recombination initiation defect 1. Gene Ontology annotation, biological process: meiotic DNA double-strand break formation. NCBI's taxonomy places the organism in Eukaryota, Viridiplantae, Streptophyta, Magnoliopsida, Malvales, Malvaceae. The record is from RefSeq and is a predicted model, not a curated record.